Helianthus annuus (common sunflower) is the source of this 811-nucleotide messenger RNA. Its product is annotated as PRKR-interacting protein 1. The transcript has a single exon. NCBI's taxonomy places the organism in Eukaryota, Viridiplantae, Streptophyta, Magnoliopsida, Asterales, Asteraceae. Gene Ontology annotation, molecular function: protein kinase binding; protein kinase inhibitor activity; double-stranded RNA binding. Gene Ontology annotation, cellular component: nucleolus. The record is from RefSeq and is a predicted model, not a curated record. Gene Ontology annotation, biological process: negative regulation of protein kinase activity. Bases 413 to 811 code for a protein of 132 amino acids.
AAACGAAGAGUCAAUCUUUGUUCAAAACCCCUAACGAAGAGUCAGUCUUCAACCCCCAACGAACCUCUGUGUAACCAACAAACCCUAGAACCUUUCCCAAUUCCGCUGCCACAACUAUCUCAACCGCCACAACCCACAACUAUAGCCGCCGCCUCCAUUCUGUGGCGGAAACCCAGCUACCGCCACAUCAAAAGCCCAAAACCGUCACAUUCAGUCUUCGUCGCCCAUCCAACUCCGAACCAGAAAAAAAAACCAAAAUCAAAUCAAAACCUAAACCCCGAAAUCGACCCUGAAACCCCGCUAAAUUUCGCAUCCACUGCCGUCACUAAAAACCCUAGGGUUUCACCGCAAUCUCCGACAAUCGCAACAGGAAAAAACAAUCAAUUGAAUAAAAAAUACUCACCGGAAAAAAAUGUCCAGUUCUGGACGGCCGUCGGCGGCGACCGUUGCAACCGGAGACUUACAGAUUGUACCGGCAUCCCCAGAUAGAACCGGGAUCUCCGCUCUUCCUCUUCGACAUCCGAAUAAUAAUUCUUCAACAGCAUUUGUUGAAUACACGCCUCUGGUACCUAAUCGGGAGGAUGAGGAUCUUGAGGUCAAGCUCCGACGUAUUUUAGAUUGUGUUCCUGUUCGUGUUAAUAAUACUUCCGGUAGUUCUGCCGGUUCUGGCUCCGGUGACUUUCAUCAGUACCGACAAAUGAGACGGAAGGAACAAGACAGGCUUGCAAGAAUGGAUGUUGACUUCCAAAAGAGGAAACAAGUGGCUACAGAUGGUGAAGAUAUGCAAAUUCCAGCUGGCACUAAGCCCUAA